GAGCAGCGCACAAUGCGUGUGAUUCACACGGUUAUAACAAGGCCAUUGACUCCGCGGAGUCGGAGCAGAGAGCGCGCGGAGAGCGGAUGGGAAACAACGCGUCGCCUGCCGUUUACUUUAUUUUAUUUUAUUUGUGCCCGUCGGGGGUUUUUCUUUUUCUCUCCCCACCUUCGCAGCCGAGAAGGCGUGUCUGAGAAUCUAACGGACACUAUUGUCACACGGGGGGACUCUAAUUCCACAACAACACACAGCGCCUCGGCUGUUAGAAGCGUCGCAGGGCUGAGCGCUGAUCUCGGGUUCACCUCCUGCCUGGACGGCGCCGGGGGGUUUCUGGAAAGGCUCCGCCCUCUCCCGGUGAUGACAUCACUGCUGUUACCCGGCAACGCCCACGCCGCCAUGAAGGAUCUCUCCUCUUCCUCCUCCGCUCUCACCUCCCUGCUCCACUACCCGUCCUCCAAGACCUCCGUCGCGCCCUUCUCCCCGUCACCCGGCGCCUUGUCCUCGUCGCCCGCGGCCCCCGUCCCCACCGUGCCCCUCUCCAAACCUCAGCCCUUCGCGCUCCAGACGGGCCCCCACCUCAUCGCCAGCAUGCAGCUCCAGAAACUCAACUCCCACUACCAGAGUCUGGCCGGGGCCCCCGGGGGACACCAGGCGUCUGGAGGUGCGGUGCAAAGGGGCUUCGGCGGCUCCGCCCUCGGCGCGGGAGCCCAGAUCCUCGGGGUCCCCCCUGGAGGCAUCGGUGGCGGAGGGAUGGGCGUCAGCAUCGGCAUGGGAAACGGGGGUUCCGGCGGCGGGGGUCUCAUCGAUUUUGACCCAGUGGACGAGGAGGUUCUGAUGUCGCUGGUGGUGGAGUUGGGUCUGGACCGUGCCAACGAACUCCCGGAGCUCUGGCUGGGUCAGAACGAGUUCGACUUUAUGUCGGACGUGCCGGCUGGAUGCUGACCCCCCGCCCCUGACCCACCUCCCUCCUCAAAAAAAGAAAAUAAGAAAAAAAAGAAAGAAAAAGGAACACAAAACGUAAAACGAGAAAAUCCAAAUGUCGGCGGGUGGAGUGGAAUGGAUCCCUGAAGAGAUAAAAGACUCGCUCUUCCCACGUUUGGUUCUUCUCUUUCCUCCUCUGGCGCGGUUGAUAAAACCAAAGAAAGAAAGAAAAAAGAGAGAGAGAGACGCUACUUGAUAAAGAACCGUCGCAAGGACGUUGACGAUGUACUCUUUAUUUUUAUUUUUUGUUUAAACGAUCUGCUCGGUCAGAAGAUGCUAAUGCUAGCGUCGCUGAUGGAUUGAUUAAAGAGAAAACUUGCCUUUUGACUUUUUUUCUGUCUUAUCAUCACUUGGAUGGGUAUCUGC
Molecule: messenger RNA, 1347 nt
Organism: Lampris incognitus (smalleye Pacific opah)
Lineage: Eukaryota; Metazoa; Chordata; Actinopteri; Lampriformes; Lampridae
Gene: cited1
Product: Cbp/p300-interacting transactivator, with Glu/Asp-rich carboxy-terminal domain, 1
Exons: 2
Coding region: 13-942 (309 amino acids)
Biological process (GO): regulation of DNA-templated transcription
Cellular component (GO): nucleus
Source: RefSeq, a predicted model, not a curated record